GACGAGACGCUCAAGCAGGUCUAUCGCGGAGACGAGGGCCGAAAGAAGCUGCGGAUCGCCGUUGUCAACCUCUUUGAGAGGGAUGGUCUGCUUCUCCGCUUGCGAGACGUCAAGUGCCCCGUUUACUGGCUUCAGGGCACUGCCGAUCCUGUGUUUGGCACGACUGUUCCUGUUGAGCAUAUCAAGCUCUUCACUUCUAGCCCUGAGGCUACGCUGGAUUUUGUCGAGGGUGGUGGUCAUUACCUGAGCGCUACUAACCCCAAGGAGAUUAACGAGGCCAUUCUCAAGAUGGUGAACAAGUAUGCUUAA
Molecule: messenger RNA, 309 nt
Organism: Fusarium tjaetaba
Lineage: Eukaryota; Fungi; Ascomycota; Sordariomycetes; Hypocreales; Nectriaceae
Product: microsomal epoxide hydrolase
Exons: 2
Source: RefSeq, a predicted model, not a curated record